Messenger RNA from Synchiropus splendidus (mandarinfish), 2695 nucleotides. RefSeq names its product amphoterin-induced protein 3-like. The record is from RefSeq and is a predicted model, not a curated record. The transcript has 2 exons. Gene Ontology annotation, molecular function: protein binding. Bases 183 to 1571 code for a protein of 462 amino acids. NCBI's taxonomy places the organism in Eukaryota, Metazoa, Chordata, Actinopteri, Syngnathiformes, Callionymidae. Gene Ontology annotation, biological process: brain development.
UAUAAACUGCAAAGCACUGCAGGAUGUUUGCUGAACGGCGGUCUCAGUUGGGAAGACGGGAGAACUAUUCUGGGGACCCUCAACUUGGCUGAGGAGAAAGGCGCGUGCGGCGAAUUGUUUCCCGGCUGCUUUGGGGAAGAACCGAAGGGAUUAAAGGCUUGUAAGCUCAGACUUUCAGAAACAUGACCACUGGAACACAUCCAGGUCAGCUCCUGAUGCUGCUGUGUCUCCUGCGAGCGACUGCGGCGACCUGCCCCUCCAUGUGCCUCUGCACCGCUGACAUGGUCAGCUGCACCUCCUGCGGUCUCAGUAAGGUUCCUCGCUCGCUACCGGCCGUCUCCAUCACCCUUGACCUCAGCCACAAUCACAUAUCCUGGUUAAAUCCCGGAUCUAUCCACAAGAUGCCUCGCCUGGAGAAUCUCAGGCUGUCAAGUAAUCAGCUCACAGCUUUGACGCAAGGGGUGUUUCUGAACAGCUCCGGCCUGCGACAUCUGGAUCUGUCCUCCAACAAGCUCCAAAUUGUGGAGCGGCACUACUUUGAGGGACUGUGGCGACUGGAGGAGCUACUUCUGUUCAACAAUAAAAUUACACAAGUGGAGGCCAACUCGCUGAACGGCCUAAGCAGCCUGAAGAAGGUCUACUUCAGCCUAAACCACAUCACGAUCUUCCCGUUCUUCUCAAUUCAAGACCACAGCCAUCCAUUCCUGACCAUGCUGGACCUCUCCUCUAACCGCCUGACCCGUCUCCCGUGGGAGGAUGUGAAAGCUCUGCCUGGUUUAGUGCAGCGCGGUCUUUAUCUUCAUAAUAAUUCUUUGAUAUGUGAUUGCUCUAUGUUCAGCGUCUUCUGGCACUGGGACCUGAGGGGGUAUGAGUCAGCGAAGGAUUUCACGGACGAGCACACGUGCAGCCUCUACGGGGACCCCCGAGCAUCCAUCCAGUUCCUCAGACACUCCCGCUUUUUCAACAACUGCUCCAUCGAGAGCGGCGUCUCGCUGCCUGUGACAGUGCUUCUCUCCAAGGUGUUGGUUACAGAAGGCGAGCGAGUGCGCCUGGACUGCCAAACCUCGCUGAGCAGCACAGCGAGCUCAUUUACAUGGCUCUCCCCAAGCAAGGGCUACCUCGGCGUCUCCAACUUAAAUGACACUUUAAUUAGCCUGUUUCCUAAUGGCACCCUGGAGAUUCAAGCAGCCAAGGUCAAUGACUCAGGCUUGUACGUGUGCACCGCGGUGGAUAGUAAAAACGCUCAAAAUGCCACCAGAGAGGUGAACGUGACGGUGAUAGCGGCUGUUGCCGAGUCCUUCAACACCGGCUACACAACUCUUUUGGGCUGUGUGGUCACGAUGAUCGUCAUCCUUGUCUAUCUGUAUAUGACUCCAUGUCGCUGCAGCAGCUGCAAACAACCCAAAUCUCCGGCCAUAUCCAUCCCCACCUACGACCCUGCGGACAUUCCUUCCGUUUUCGCAUCCUCAUCAAUGGACCAGCCGAAAGUACAAGUGAAUAAGCAUGUGGCAUUUAUAGAGCCAAUGGCAGGUGAGGGAAGAACACAAUGGACUUCUGAAAUUGGAUGCUAAUCGAAUGAGAGGAGGACACUACUGAAAUAGCACCGGAGGACUGAGCUGCAUUAUUUGGACUCCUUUAAUCCCCGACAACAAAUGGAAAAGUCCCUGCUAGGAAAAAUAAAUAGUUAAUAAAGCUUUAUUUUGAUACUUACAUCAAGCACAAGUGAGGAACAAACUGGACAAGCCGGGUUUUAAAUGGAAGUUCAACUCAAGUUUAAGGCCCAGAGUCUUCUGACAGUGUGGAAUCACAGCCCGGCUUUUAUCAGCACUCCAAAUCAGCUAAUAACUUCUGUAUACUCCAGCGCUGCUGCGCCAUAUAUACACUUCUGUCUCAGGGAAUCAAGGCUGAAUGUAGAUCCAUUUUCACAUAACGUGUUUAACAAGGAUUUAAACCUGGGGAAGAUUAUUACUCUAAUUGAGUGCAGAAAAUAGAUCAGGUGGCGUAGCUGGGUCGUAAUUCCUCUUGUCAGCGAUGCUAGCAGCUGCUUCAGAAGUGACUGAAUGAUACAGAAGUUGUUUAUUUUCAAAGGAAUUUAUUAAAAGUGGGUAGCAAACUCUUUUUUUCAAUCAGUAGGAGCUUUGCAAAACAUGUUUAAACUACUGUUUCUGUUAAAUGAGAUGAGGUACUGACAAAUCAGAAACUGUUUCGAAAAUAAUGUUCACAAUACGCAGCAAAGUGUAGCUAGGUGGUUUAAAAUGUAUUCUUGUUUUGUUUGAUGAAUAGUUGUUGUCUUGACCACAGUCUUGUCAGCUACUGUGGUUAGAAUCGGCAAAAUCAAACCGUAAUCUCUGUUGUAGAUCUUGGCGUCUUGUGUCGUGUUCUCAAGCUAGUUGACACUUUUUUUAAGCUCCUCAAGAUGAUCAUGAAAGCGCCUCCUUCAUAAUACGUGCACAUUAGUGCACGUACAAGAGAGAUUAUACCCAAAAAAAUGAACUGGGACUUGUCAAGCUAGAGGAUCCAUGAUCCUCCAUUAACUGUAUGGAAAUACAGUACAUUCUAAAAAUCAAAAUCCAAACCUCACUGAGACACCUUAGAUUAUUGAGUAAAUAAGUGGUUUCCAAAAACAUUUCACACCAAGAGGGGGAGGCAAUUCAUAUGACAAAAUGUGUCCAUGAUAAGUGCCAGAUUAAAGCAA